This is a messenger RNA of Antechinus flavipes (yellow-footed antechinus), 1887 nucleotides long. RefSeq lists its product as uncharacterized. Gene Ontology annotation, molecular function: G protein-coupled receptor activity; olfactory receptor activity. Gene Ontology annotation, cellular component: membrane. NCBI's taxonomy places the organism in Eukaryota, Metazoa, Chordata, Mammalia, Dasyuromorphia, Dasyuridae. Gene Ontology annotation, biological process: G protein-coupled receptor signaling pathway. The record is from RefSeq and is a predicted model, not a curated record. The transcript has 3 exons.
AUGUACACCUAUGGAGCUGCUGAAUACGCUCCAAGAGCUUCCUUUUUACUGACCCUGCCCAAGUCAGCCACCAAUCACUUCUGCUUUCAGGACCUCUGCUUUGUCCUGACAGGAAUCCCUGUACUAGAAAAAGAGUAUUAUUGGAUGGCACUUCCACUGGGUUUCAUCUAUGCUAUUGCUGUCUUAGGCAAUGGCAUCAUCAUCUCCACCAUCAAAUCUGAAGCAUCCCUGCACAUCCCCAUGUACUAUUUCCUGUGCAUGCUGGCACUCGCAGACCUGGGCUUGGCUCUCUGCACUUUGCCUUCCAUACUAGGAAACUUGUGGUUUGAUUAUAAAGUUAUUGCCUUCGAUGCUUGCCUGGUUCAGAUGUACUUCAAUCACACUUUUUCAGCCAUUGAGUCUGGAGUGCUGGUGGCCAUGGUCUUUGACCGAGUUGUAACUAUACGGAACCCGUUAAGGUAUGGCACCAUCCUUACCAGUGGGGUAGUUUGUAGAAUGGGGCAGCCAUCAAGUGCAAUAUGUGUUGUGUUUCCUGUGAUCUUUCUCCUCAAGUGAUUCCCUUUCUAUUAUUCUAAUGUCUUCUCCCAUUCCUUUUGUCUGCACCAGGAUGUCAUGUACCUUGCCUGUACUGACACCCAUAUCAAUAGCCUUUAUGGUCUUAUGGCUGUUUUUUUCACUAACGUUUCAAAUUUACUCUCUAUCUUCCUUUCCUAUGCAUUUAUCCUAAGCACAGUAUUGUCCAUUGCCUCUGGAGAGGGUCAACUAAAAGCACUCAGCACUUGUAUUUCCCAUAUCUGUGCUAUGUUUAUCUUCUAUGUGCCACUUAUUGGGGUUUCUGUUAUUCAUAACUUUGGAAUCCUACUGAUAGGCAUCCACUCAGAGAUUGCUGCUGAGUAUGUUCCAAGAGCUUCCUCUUUACUGACCCUGCCCAAGUCAGCCACCAAUCACUCCUUCUUUCAGCACCUCCACUUUGUCCUGACUGGAAUUCCUGGACUAGAAAAAGAGUAUUAUUGGAUGGCACUCCCACUGGGUUUCAUCUAUGCUAUUGCCAUCUUAGGCAAUGGCAUCAUCAUCUCUACCAUCAAAUCUGAAGCAUCCCUGCACAUCCCCAUGUACUAUUUCCUAUGCAUGCUGGCACUCGCAGACCUGGGCUUGGCUCUCUGCACUUUGCCUUCCAUGUUAGGAAUUUUCUGGUUUGAUUAUAAAAUUAUUGCCUUUGAUGCUUGCCUGGUCCAGAUGUACUUCAUUCACACUUUUUCAGCCAUUGAGUCUGGAGUGCUAGUGGCCAUGGCCUUUGAUCGAGUUGUAGCUAUACGGAACCCAUUAAGGUAUGGCACCAUCCUUACCAGUGGGGUAGUUUGUAGAAUAGGGGCAGCCAUCCUUACAAGGGCAGUCUGUGUGGUCUUUCCUGUACCCUUUCUAAUCAAGCGACUCCCUUUCUACCGUUCCAAUAUCCUGUCCCAUUCCUUUUGUCUCCACCAGGAUGUCAUGCGCCUUGCCUGUGCCAGCACCCGUGUAAAUAGCCUUUAUGGUCUUAUUGCUGUUAUUUUCACUAAAGGUUCAGAUUCACUCUCUAUCCUCCUUUCCUAUGCAUUUAUUCUAAGCACAGUAUUAUCCAUUGCCUCUGGAGAGGGCCGACUAAAAGCACUGAACACUUGUGUUUCCCAUAUCUGUGCUGUGCUUAUCUUCUAUGUGCCACUCAUUGGUGUUUCUGUUAUUCAUCGCUUUGGAAAGCAUCUAUCUCCUCUGACUCAUGCCCUUAUGGCCAAUGCCUACCUCCUUGUUCCUCCUGUGUUAAACCCCAUAGUCUAUACUGUGAAGACCAAAGAAAUUAGAAGGAAGAUUAUCCAAAUAUUUACUCAGAGAAAGAUCACUGUACAGGUUUAG